UUGUUCUUGGAGUAUUCUUGAGUGUUCUCUCUGUCAGUCAUGGGGGAGAUAUGCGUGCAGUGUGGCGACAGAGGAUUCACUAAUGCCUUUGUGUACUGUGUCAAAUGUCUCCGUUAUGCUGUGCACCGCUACUGUCUGGAUGUAAUACCAAAGACUUUCGAUGAAUACGUCCGUUGGCUUUGCGAUGAUUGCGAAACAGCGGAAAAAAACCGCGACAAUAAUUCCAUCACAUCCAAGAACAGAGCUACAGUUUUGAAGAAUGUUCAAGAAAUCUCCGAAAAUGGAAAAAGGAAAAAAGAUUCCUUAUCAGUUCACACAGAGGAGCAACCGAUAAAGGCCAAAUCCAAUCCAAGGAAAAAGAGAUGUGUUCAAAAAACAACCCUACGCGAUUCCACUACGCUACUUUCUAAAACAACCGAAGAAAACGAAACAAGUGUACAAGAAAUAAACGAGCGUAUCAAAAUCGAAGAAUCGGAAGACAAAGAACAGGGUUUUCGAGAAAAUUUAAGCGUCUCAUCAGCUGAGCCAGUUUUGAGGCCAAUAUGGAAGGGAUGUUUCUCGAUUUGGGAUGAAAAACACGACAUCGAUGGGAUUACAGCUCACACGUCCGUCAAAGCAUGCGAAAAAGUACACGAGGAGGCAACUCAUUUUCAAGAAUCGCUCCAUUUUAAAAUGCUUCCGAAAUUCGAUAUUUGGCCCAAACGUUUCGUGGAUGCAGAACCGAGCGAUGAUAGUAUCGCACUCUAUUUCUUUCCAUCCGAGAGUGGCGAUACAAAAUUCGACAAGUUAGUGGCGAAAAUGAUGCGUGAAGAACUUGCAUUGCAAGCCUUUGUGAAGAAUGCGGAGCUUUUGGUUUUCACUUCGACGGAAUUGCCAGUUUUGCACCAGAGUAAGUUUCGAGUCCAAUUCGUCAAACUUGCUAUACAUAUUUUUCAAAUUUAUUUUUUGCGAGAAAAAAUAUAAAUAAAUAAACGAACUUUUUGCGGUGCAGGAUUUCAAGGCAAGUAUUAUCUAUGGGGAGUAUUUAGGGCUAAGCAGCGUAGCGAAUCACAUACGACGAAUUGAUAUGUUCUAGAAGUUUCUAGAAACUUUGUUCCGUUUCGGCUCGAUUUCUAACAUGGAAUGUGGUUGAUAUAUAUAAACCAUAAUGGUUAUUCAACCUUGAAGAAACAUAAUAGAGUAGUUGUUAACAAAUUGAUCAUUGUAGUUUGCAAAUGGGGUGUUGGUGAAACAAAAAUAUAAUUUGAUGGGGUAAUUUUUUAUUUCUUAAAAGUUAGCUGCUCAUUUUAGUAAUUAGAACAAAUAUUAGGUAGCAUAGCUGUCAGCAAUUUUGUUUUCAUUAUAAUUUUAGCUUAUUCA
Messenger RNA from Erythranthe guttata (spotted monkey flower), 1359 nucleotides. The record is from RefSeq and is a predicted model, not a curated record. Lineage: Eukaryota; Viridiplantae; Streptophyta; Magnoliopsida; Lamiales; Phrymaceae.